Penicillium verhagenii is the source of this 1602-nucleotide messenger RNA. Its product is annotated as putative Rab geranylgeranyl transferase escort protein. Lineage: Eukaryota; Fungi; Ascomycota; Eurotiomycetes; Eurotiales; Aspergillaceae. Bases 1 to 1602 code for a protein of 533 amino acids. Gene Ontology annotation, molecular function: GDP-dissociation inhibitor activity. The record is from RefSeq and is a predicted model, not a curated record. The transcript has 4 exons. Gene Ontology annotation, cellular component: nucleus; Rab-protein geranylgeranyltransferase complex; cytoplasm. Gene Ontology annotation, biological process: vesicle-mediated transport; protein geranylgeranylation; small GTPase-mediated signal transduction.
AUGGACACUUUAGCCGAGACCUCAUGGGACGUGGUCAUCGCAGGAACAGGGCUGGCUCAAUCCCUUUUGGCCUUAUCCCUCUCUCGGUCGGGAAAGAAGAUUCUACACUUGGACCAGAACCCAUACUAUGGAGGAUCCGAGGCAGCCUUUAGUCUGGAUGAGGCUCAGGAGUGGGUGAACAGUGUCAACCAACGUGGGUUGCCGCCGAAUCCUGGCCAGUCUCCAUUCGAAGAUGCCCAGGUUUUCACUUACCCUCAAGGCCCUCCCCUACCUACCUCCCAGCCUAGCUCCGAAGGCGGCGAUCGCCUAUCGGGCACAUCGGACCUUCGCCCCAAGCUGGCUGCGAGUCGCGCCUACACAUUCUCUCUUUCCCCACACUUCCUCUACACCCGCUCCCAACUAAUCUCUGUCCUAAUCUCUUCCAAGGUCUACCGUCAGCUGGAGUUCAUGGCCGUAGGAAGCUGGUGGAUUCACUCUGAGGAUGCCGAUGCCAAGGAUAGUGGACUCGGAGCCACACAGAGUUUUCAUCGGGUGCCGGGUAACCGUGAGGAUAUCUUCGCUGAUACUCAAAUCAGUAUGAAAUCCAAAAGAAGUCUGAUGCGCUUCUUGCGACACAUCGGCAAAACGGAAGAUGCAGAAUCCGGAGAGGUGGAAGAAGACUUGUCGGCGCCUUUCGGAGAUUAUAUUUCCUCCAAGUUUGGUGUUCCAGAGGACCUUCAAAAUCCUCUACUCUCGCUAUCGCUAUCCCAGAGGACCCUGGAGAACACCUCGGCCAGCUAUGCCGUUCCUCGAAUCAAGAGACACCUUGCAUCUAUUGGUGCUUUAGGUCCGGGAUUCGGAGGAGUCAUUUCCAAAUAUGGAGGAGGCUCAGAGAUUCUUCAGGUCGCUUGCCGAGCCUCUGCGGUGGGUGGAGGCGUUUAUGCUCUCGACACUGGGAUUAAGUCUAUCACCGAUAAUGAGUCGGACGAGGAUUAUCCUGUAGAGCUGCAACUCUCCAACGGUGAGUCAGUUCGGACUAAGGUUGCGAUCGGUUCUGUAUGGGAUCUCUACCCUACGCAGGAUCGAUCGCUGUCUUGUGCCAAAUUUACACGGUCAAUCACUGUGGUCGCUUCUGAAUUCACAUCCCUCUUCCCCGUCACGGUGGAGGGAGCUCCUGUUCCCGCUAGUGCUAUCCUGAUGUUCCCAGGGGAGACACUGAACAGUCCACAGUCGCCGCCAGUAUAUCUCCAGGUCCACUCGAGUGACACCGGCGACUGUCCACGUCUGCAGAUUAUCAUUUAUGGCAGUGUAUCAGUGACAGGACCAGAAGGCCAACUUCUUCUGGACCGCGCCGUGGACCGCCUCAUCCGGGCCGAGGGGCCCCGAGCUGCUGUGCUUUGGUCCAUACGAUACACCCAGCAAGGUCGUCUCAGUAACGAUGGCUCAUCCCCUACCAUACAGACUCACUCGCCUCAUGUUUACAGCUUCCCACCUCCUAGCCUGGAUCUAGCUUUUGAGGACGAGAAUAUUGACAUGGUCAAGCAGGCGUGGCUGAAGGUCGCGGGAGACGAAGACCCUGAUGAUUUUAUGAUCUUUGACGAUCGCGAGGGCACUGACGAUUGA